Sorghum bicolor (sorghum) is the source of this 1245-nucleotide messenger RNA. RefSeq lists its product as uncharacterized. Lineage: Eukaryota; Viridiplantae; Streptophyta; Magnoliopsida; Poales; Poaceae. The record is from RefSeq and is a predicted model, not a curated record. The coding region runs from base 1 to 744 and encodes 247 amino acids. The transcript has 9 exons.
AUGGAAAUAGAGACUAGAGGCAAAUAUAUACCUCAGCUUCCGCUUUUCAACCCCUCCUCUCUCCUCUUCGCUCUCUCCAUCUCUCUCCCGACUCAGAUAGGCGACGGCGGCUACUGCGACCUCAACGCCCUUCCGUGUUGGCGCGCCUCUGCUGUCCUCGCCCCGGCCUUUUCCCCUUCUCUUCCUCCCUCUCUCCUCGUCUCCCUCUCUCCCGAGGGCAUCGCGGGGGCAGCAGCGGCGGCGGCCCGCUUCCCUCCGGUCAGCACCACUCCCGUGUCGGCGCGCCUCUGCCCUGGCCUUCCCCUUCUCUUCCUCCCUCUCUCCUCGUCUCCUUCUCUCCCGAGGGCGUCGCACGGGCGGCGGUGGCGGCCCAUUUCCCUCCGGUCAGCACCACUUCACGGGAGGUGGUCACUGUUCGGUUCUGCUCAGCAAAUAGGAGGACAAUCAGCAUGCCUACGUAUUUUGCUGGUACAUGUUUAUUUGGUGCUUACAUAUUUAAGGUUUUCUUUUCAAGGUCAUAGGACCACGAAGAUAAUAAAGAAGUUGGAACCUACCUGCUACAUUCUAGCAGCAUGCAAAAGGAAUAAUGAUUUUCUGGUGCUAUGGAUAGUCCUAGAAGACAUUGAUUUUCGACAACAGGUGUGGUGUUCCCAAAAUGUCAUACAGAUGUCUUGCCAGCACUUACUCCAGCUAUACAUAAUUCUCAGACCUAUGGUUCACCCAAAUAUGUUGCGGACGGUCUAAGCGAUAGAAUGUCCUCACAUGUUGAGACUUUGAGUUUAGGAGAUUUUCGGCAGAUCCAAAAUAUGACGAGCCUACGGAAUGAUGUGGUGUAUGGUUUAAAACCAUCUGAUCGAACGGUUUGUGAGUUAACAGAUCUACUGUUGGUUCCGAGCACAUGCCCUAUUCCCAAAGAUUACAUUGUCAAACACUUUGGUUGUCCGCGAACUACAUACACAGAAUCGUUCAUGUUUUAUCCACUUUACUUCAAGCCCUGUCAAAUCCUCUUGGUACUUCAGAUCAAAAUGUUCAGCCACCAUAUGUAGUGAAACAUGUACAGAAUAAAAUAUCAGCAACCAUCAUGUAUGAACCUAUGUACCUGUUAAACUCAGCUUUUAGAUGGUGCAGCAGCGUUUCACCAUGCUACAUAUUUCUCCAGCGUUUUCUUGUGAACUCCAUAAGACCAUAACCAUGUCAUUUUACACUAAAUUCUUUUUCAUGCCUUAUAUAUGACAAACUUUUGAA